UGUAAUGUUUGAGUCAUGGACCAGGCUUUCUUUCAUCAGGUGCAGUGUUUAUUGUGCAUGCGUGGACCAUUGCGCAAUCGCGCGGUCAGACACGUCGCAGUCGAUCCAGACGAGGCCGCCAAGACGACGAGUGAGGAAGGGAAACGCUCGUUUAUGCUAAACCGAUCGGGCCGAUUGAAGGUGUUGGCAGAUGCGCAAGCUGUGGUUUCUGUGCGUCUUGUCGGCGGCGUGACGCAUGUAGCUCGUUCGAGUGCCUCGGCCUCCUACCAUUGGUUGCUGCCUUUACGCUUGAGGAAGCCUGUCCAAACAAGCAUGUCUGGAUCCCAAAGGAAAAGGACGCGCGUGGACAAUGCUGUCUCACUAGAUGGACCUGCCACAAAACGCAUGACACUCUGCUCACCAGCCCCAUUCAGCGAUGAGCCUACGGCGGUGGCGGAGCGAGAGAGGUGUGACUACACUAUCAAGAUUACAAAGGAAAUGGCAGCAUCAGGCCAGGCGCCUCGGCCAAUUAGGGUGUAUGCCGAUGGUAUCUACGAUUUGUUCCACCAAGGCCAUGCAAGGCAACUAAUGCAAGCGAAAUCCGCCUUCCCAGAUGUCUAUCUCAUUGUUGGCGUGAACAGUGAUCAUCUCACGCACACAAUGAAAGGAAGGACAGUGAUGAAUGAUGCUGAACGGUAUGAAGCUGUGCGCCACUGUCGAUAUGUUGACGAGGUUCUGAGGGACGCACCCUGGGUGAUAGAUGAUGCUUUUCUUCAGAAGAACAAGAUUGACUUUGUGGCGCAUGAUGAGAUUCCCUACUGUAUGGGCAAUGAAGAGGAUGUGUACAAGUUUAUCAAAGAGAAAGGCAUGUUUCUCGCCACACAAAGGACAGAUGGAAUCUCUACGUCAGACCUAGUUGCAAGGAUUGUCAAAGACUACGAUGUGUAUGUCAGACGAAACCUCGCCAGGGGUUACUCUGCUAGAGACAUGAAUGUCUCCUUUUUGAAUGAGAAAAAGUUCCUGCUUCAGAACAAGAUGGAUGAGUUAAAAGAUAAAAGCAAACAGUUGGUGGAGAAUUUUGAAGGGAAAAGGCAUGAACUCAUCCAGAAGUGGGAAGAGAAGUCAAGGGAAUUCAUCUUUAACUUCCUGGAGCUCUUUGGCAGGGAAGGAAGGCUGAACCACCUCUGGAACGAAGGAAAAGACAGGCUGAAGAAUGCCUUGUCUCCUGGAAGCAGCCCGCCCCGAAGCCCAUCUCCGGCUUACCUGAAUGAGAGCAUGGGCUCGCCCCCCAUGAAGACGGUGCGCCUUGGAAAGGGUGCGACCGCCUUCUGUCAUGACUUCUCUGAAGAUGAGGAGGACGAAGACGAACCAGAACUGCACACCGAUGAAGCGAGAGACUUGGCUGCGCUUAUCAGAGCUUAGGAGUUUUUUUAAUGGCAGAUGGCCUUGAGGUUUUUGAAAAUUGUGUGCUGUUAAUGAUUUUCCUUGCACUGGCAAUCUGUGCCUGCUGGCAGAGCAGGACGUGUUGUGGAUGGGAGGCCCGCACUGCCAGCCCUUCUUUUCUGGAAAAGAAGGUGUGUGCGAAAGUGGAGGCCUGCUAAAAUGGAUGCUCAUUUUUUGUCUUCCUGCUGAGUGCCGGUGAAGUGAGCUUUUACCACUGCCUCUACCAUUGUCUAUCUUGUGGUACAGAAGUGGACACUGCGCCAACUUUCAUUUCUAGACAGGAAGUGAAAAUGGCAGGGGCAUGUGCCAUUUUUUUUGUAGGGUGAAUGACGAGUGUAGGCUGGUAAAAAGUGUAUCCUGAAGGCUGGCAGAGUAUUUCGACAACUGGCCUUGCUGUCGAUGUUUGGACAAGCUGAUUUUUUUUUUACACGUGCAGAAACAAGAUAAAGCACUUCCAGUUUUUUUGUUUCCCAAAGUUAGUUUGUUAAUAUAUUGGCAAGGUGCAGGGCUUCAGCCAAUGUCCAUUGUAUUUAUGCUUCUGGCUGUAUUGCUGCUGUAACCAUCCACGUAGGCUACAAGGAGCUGCUCCUGUGUUACAUUGCCUCUGGGCGUUGAGCUGUGAAUCGCCUGUGUGUUCAUGGUCUGCAUGCAUUAUUUAUGUUUGCCUGGGUGUGAAAAAGGCUUGUUAUAAACAAAAGACCUUUUUUAUUAGGUUCUUAAUGUUUUUAGUUCUUCAGUUAUAAUAUAUAAGAAAAAUUUGUGUUGAAUCACGUUUUGUGAUUCCAUGUUUAUGAAUGUGCUAGUGUGUUGGCAGUGUAUGUGUGAAAUGUACACAGCAAUCCUUGCUUCAUUUUUCCUGACAGAUGUCUUGAUUGAAGAGUGGGAAAGGAGGUGUGUGAGGUCUUUUCUGCUAUGGGCCUAAGGCUGACAUGAUGCAGGAGCACUAUGUGACAGGCUUUCUGGUUCUGAGGAACAGAAGCUGAAUUCAAUGCUGCAGAUGUCGUCUUGGACCUCUUCGGUCCUUUCUUAAUGUUUGUGUUCUUGCAAUCAAAACGGAAGAAAAUAUGCAUGCCGAGAUUUAGCUUCACAUCAUGGAAUUUCAUGUGGUUAGAUUUAAUCCCGACUUGCUAGAGCAUGUCGUGCAGCUUGAGAAUUUCACACCACGAUAGCUCAGUGGCUAUGGCAUUGCACUGCUAAGCAUGAGGCCGCAGGUUCUAUACUUGGCCACUGUGGUGGCCAGAUUCCAACUAGGGCAGAAUGCAAGAAAGCUUGUGUAUCGUGCUUUGUGUGUGCGUUAAAGAACCCUGAGGUGGUAAAAAUUAGUCCGGGCUAUCUGCUGCUUCAACCGUAGCUAGAGUUCUGCAUUUUUGGAUUGAUCGAGUAAAGUUCAAAAAACACUCUCCGGUAAAGAAAUUGGUGAUUCAGGUGUAGUCGAAAAACUCAAUUUUAUGGGCCUUAGUUAUGAUCACAUGACGGUGCUGUGACAACAGUUCCAGGGGACGAUUGUGAGAAGCUGGAAACAUUCGUUGUGAAAACCAAACUCCUUCCACAAUCUGGACUACAAACACAUUCCUAAAGAAAAAUUAAAAUGAAUUGCCCUCGGUAAUCAGUGAACUAAAAGAAGUUGUGUAGAAACCAUCGACGAUGAUUGUCAACGUAAUCAAAUAGCAAAAUGCCUUGCUUUGUUAAAGCAAUAAUGUGCUUGAUAACAUAUGUCUUUGCAUUAAGGAUGUAUAUGUAGUGCUUGUUAUUUCAUUGUGUAAUUCUGUAGAGAACAGAGCCGUGGACCAGCACAUCCCUAGUGGCAGUAUAGGUGGACAGCACAUGUGUCUCAAAGAGCUAUGACAGUUGGUGUUUGGCAAUGGAUGCACUCUGAGAGGUUGUGCUCCAUGUGCGUUUUUGCCUUUGUUCCAACUUCCGACCAGCAACCUCCAACUGCCAGCCUGUGAUCACGAAAAUGGUCAAAAAAGGCCAAGGAAAGCUACUCUUAAAACUGAGAGCAGAGUCUUUUGCAUAAUGGGUGCAGUGUGCUUGCCAUUCACCUGCAGGCUCCGCUAAGUCUGUGGGAUAAGUCGUCUGCUACCUCAUUCGUGCGGACAUCGACUGCUUGCUGAACAUUGUAGAUAAGUAGAAGUACUGUGAAGUCAUUAAUAGCUGUGAGUUUAUGCUGCUGUUGCAAAAAAGUGGAGUCGUGCAGUUCGGUGAAACAUUCCUGCUUUGCACUGCUCUAGUGAGUCGUUCUUGCACCACACUCAGGUCGUGAGCACCAAAUGUUGAAGGCGAAACUGCCAGCAGCAUUUGACAUGCAUGAGCAUUUGUUUUCUGCCCUUUCGCCACAGUGGCGCGACAUUACCUUGCAGGCAAGCGAGUCGGCACAUACUGUUGAAGAAAUCUGGAGAAAUUUUCUGGAGGAUGCAUUACUGGCCUGUUUGUUAUGCACUGUGCUAGAUUUACAGCUUUCUACUGCUAAAUGUUGGAAGGGUUUUUUAAUUUAUUUCUAUAGAUCACAAAGAUCGUGCCACAAUAAUGGAUUUCAGUAGUUGUAAAUAUGGAUGAUAUAUUACACAAAAUUGCAACUAUGAUAAAUCCUUGUGCAAUUGAAAGUGUUGACUUUAAUCUUAAGAAAUGUUCCUGUGGGAUACUGUUCUUAUUUUUUUUUCAAUCAAGGUUGUUUUUUACGUAUUGGCACAACCAAAAGUUGGAUAUAAUGGUAAACAUGGUGAAAAACGUAAAUUCCAACACACUGUAAAAAGAAAGCCUUGAUGAACUAAGAUAUUUUUAUUGAAAAAAAUAAAUUUAAAAAAAUGCUCCGACUUUGCCCCGAAAUAAACUGAAAAUGCAGAACCCUACUUGUAGCCCAUUGUAUAGCUUCAGGGUGUUAAACAAAAAUAUUAAUUCUUGCUGAUCUUACUCUGUGUUAAAGGGGAAGUGUUGGUAAUGGGUCACACAGUGUUUACUGUACAUGCAAAUGAUGAUUGUUGAACAGAAGGAUGGCUGAAUGCAAAUGAUUGUUGCUGAAUGAUGACUAAGAGUGUGUGUACUGAAGUAUCAUGCCUCUUUUAAUUGCAGUGAUAACGAUAGCCCUUAGGUCAAAUUUUAGUUCUCAUGCCUUAACAUUAGAACCUCUUUUAACCUUGCAUGUACACAGCUCGAGAGUGGCAUAGAUUUUUACUUCUGCUUUUGAAAAUUGCAAGGAAGUCUUUGGGAGGCAGUUCGUCAUAAUAGUAAACAUGAGACGCACACACAGGACAAAUGGCAUCUUUUCUUGCUGACUCUUGCAUAACUUCAUCCUCUUUGAUGAAGUUGUAAGAUGUGUGCUACAAUGGUCUUCAGGCAUGUUUGCGCAUUUGGCACUGCCUGAUCAUUUUUUUAAGUGUUGGGCUCCAAUAUGAACUACUGCGUGCAUGGUCUUGCUAUGUGCGUUUUUAGGACAGUUUUUUUUUUAUUAGCUACAGUAGUUGCAUGUUCAUGCAGUUGCAAACAGUGUGCCUUUAAAAACAAUAUGACUGCAUAGUGUCACAUUGUUUCCAGCUAUUCUGGCAAAAUAAUAUAUUCACAAGUACAAUGUCUGCAUUUGUGUACAUUCACUUUCUGUAAUCUGUGUUUUGUCUUUCUGUGAAACGUAAGUUUUGAGUGCAAUAGUCUCUUGCGAGCAGCAGUGUUCACACCGUAAAUCUCUUUGCUCUCUAUAGGGUAUGCAUACAUGACUAGGCAAGGCAUCUUUGUAAAGCUUUUGUGGCACAUUUGGUGACCAAAGCAUUUUUUUUUGUGAUGCAUUUUAGAACGUUGAGCUUCAUUGUGCACGUGUGCACAAUAUUUAGUCACAACAGCUAUUUAUAUUGGGGGCAUUGGAUGUGGUUGAGAUUCCUUUUUUUGUUGUUCUUUUUGUCACUUCAAGAAUUCUUUUUAGAAUACAUGAUGAUGUUCUGUGCAACAAAACUUGGAAUUAGAAUUGCUGCAGAAUGUCUAUGUUGAAUUAUUAUAAAUAAAAAGCAUUGCACAAAAGA
This is a messenger RNA of Dermacentor andersoni, 5429 nucleotides long. Its product is annotated as choline-phosphate cytidylyltransferase A-like. Gene Ontology annotation, molecular function: choline-phosphate cytidylyltransferase activity; phosphatidylcholine binding. Gene Ontology annotation, biological process: CDP-choline pathway. The record is from RefSeq and is a predicted model, not a curated record. NCBI's taxonomy places the organism in Eukaryota, Metazoa, Arthropoda, Arachnida, Ixodida, Ixodidae.